GACUCCUUGCGCGAUGUCUUCUUCCUCCUCAUCCUCUCGUGUGAUACUGCCCAUCGUCACCGCGCAACCCUCCUUCCCCGACGUCGUGCGCGAGGUUGACGAUGGGAUCAUCCCGAGCGAGCAGAUAUGGGUGUCGUGCUAUAGGCGAGGACCACCCGACUCGAAUGGCGCUGCAAACAAGCCGACGUCGGUGCAUGCGAAGAUCGACGUGACGCUGGAUGCGAGGGAUAGGAACCUUGUGUUGUUCAAUACGGUGGAAGGGGAUGUGAAGCUGGAGAAGGGACUUAAUGGGACGUAUAUGUCGGGGUGCCCAUCCCUGAAUAUCCCUCCUACGACCUUGACUCUUGCAAGUCAGGAGUAUGUGGAUCCGGAGCGUGCUGAUUUGCAGAAGCCGCAUCGAAUAACUGCUCUCGCUGUCGCUCCGGAUGGGAGUACCUUCGCGUCUGGCUUUCUCGAUGGAUCUAUCCAUCUCUAUCCCAUCACCAACGAAGGCUUGAACCGGCCCCUUACCGAACCCCCUUUCAAACCCUACGCCGAAGGGAUUAAGACCGUCCCUGCCAAAUCAAUCUCUCGCGCCCAUCUCAGCACCGUCACCACCCUCUCCUACUUUGCCUCCUCCCGCGCCAUCCUCUCCGGCGGCAUCGACUUCACCCUUCAGGUCCAUCCCUCGCCAGUCCCUACCGAACUCGGGCGCCUAACACCUACGCGCACGCUCAAGGGGCACUCGCGUACUGUCACCGGUGCGCAUCCCAUCAGCGCGACCGGCGCGGUGUCGGUCAGUGCGGAUGGGACGGUGAGGCAGUGGGAUGUCGAGGAGGGCGAGCAGGUUGGGAUGCAUAUCGCUGCAACGGGUGUGGCGGCGCUUGCGGGGGAGAUUAUGAGGACUCGCCCGUCAGAAGCGCUCAUGGCGCUAGCGGACGGUCGCGCACAGCUGAUUGAUCUGCGCGCCGAACAUGGGCAGGGCGGGUUUAUCACGCCUCGACCGACGGCGUUUGGCGCGGGGAGCGCCAUAGACGCAAUCGACAACUUGUUCGCGAUCGGCUCGUCGCGCGGAGUGGCUGCUGUGCAUGACAGGCGACGUCCGGACGUCGUGCUCUUCGAGUUCGUGCGCAACGAAGGCGAGGGUGCGGCAGUGGGGGCAUUGGCUUUCCUGGACACUUCGAGGCUGGCGGUUGCCACGGCUGACGGGCUGCCGUUCAUCGUGAACACCACAGACACCGAUAGAAACGAACUGAGCGUGGAACGCGAGCUGAUAGGGGCGGACUGCGACGCGGUUCGGUGCUUGAGCAGGAGAGGGAAUGAGCUAUGGGCAGGAGGGGACGAUGGUGUGGUGAGGCGAUAUGUUGUUUGAAGCUGCGUCCUGAAAUCAAUGUAUCUAUACUCACUUUGUCCAUGUACUGGUAGGGAUUGUGCAUAUGCUACACGUCAAGCUACA
Schizophyllum commune H4-8 is the source of this 1435-nucleotide messenger RNA. RefSeq names its product WD40 repeat-like protein. The record is from RefSeq and is a predicted model, not a curated record. Lineage: Eukaryota; Fungi; Basidiomycota; Agaricomycetes; Agaricales; Schizophyllaceae. Gene Ontology annotation, molecular function: protein binding. The transcript is spliced from 5 exons. Bases 14 to 1351 code for a protein of 445 amino acids.